AUGGGGGUCUCCUCUCAGACGACCCCUUGGUGGGGUUUUGUCUUUGCUGCAGCUGCUGCCUCCCUUCUGGUGGUCCGUGCUGCUGCCGCUCGUGUGGAAGAGAGAUCAUCAUUCCAUCAUAGCAAUAACACUGUCGCUACCACCAUCAGAAGCAGCAGCCUUGACAUGGGAAUUGGAGCUCAAUCAAACAGUGCAGUCGAUUCCAAGUUCGGUGGUCAUAACCAACGUGGUGGUGGUAAUGGUGGGGGUGGGGGUGGUGGUGGAGAAAAUGGAGGCGGAGGUGGCGGUGGAGGUGGUGGGGGUUAUGGAUGGGGAUGGGGCAGCGGGCGUGGUGGUGGUGGCGGAGGUGGUGGCGGGAGGGGUGGCGGCGGCGGCGGCGGCGGUAAUGGCAAUGGUGGUGGAGGAGGUGGUGGUAGUGGUGGUAGGGGUGGUGGUGGUCAUGGUGGCAGUGGGGGAGGCGGAGGUAGUGCUGGUGGUGGAGGCAAAGGCGGCGGCAAUGGCAAAGGUGGUGGUGGUGGAAGAGGAAAUGGAGGCAGUGGUAGUGGUGGUGGUGCUAAUGGUAAUGGUAAUGGCAAAAGAGGAGGAGGUGGUAGCGGUAGUGGCAGUGGUGGUGGCACUGGUAAAGAAGAUGGCAGCAACCAUGGUAGUGGCAAUGGUAGUGAGGGUGGUAGUGGUGGCCGAGGUGGUAACGGCAAAGAGGGUGGUGGCGGCGGUGGAAAUAGUAGCGGUGGUGGUCAUGGUAAAUAUGGUGGCGGUGGCCGUCACAGAGGUAGGAGAGGUCAUUAUGGGAUCAGCAGAAAAACAAGGAGUGGCGGUCGAAUUCACACAAAUGGACAAUUCUGA
This is a messenger RNA of Elaeis guineensis (African oil palm), 843 nucleotides long. Lineage: Eukaryota; Viridiplantae; Streptophyta; Magnoliopsida; Arecales; Arecaceae. The record is from RefSeq and is a predicted model, not a curated record.